AUGUGUAGCGCAUAUUAUCGAAUAAAGAAAUAUCAUCAGUUGAAACGAUCAGCUGAAGAAGUAAUAUUAUCAAGUAACGUAACAGAUGCUAAUAAACAAUGUCGAUUGGACAAUUCAAAUUCUUGUAUUAGAAAGCCAAUGGAAAUAAAUCGAGUUAUAGGUACUAAUAAUAAUCAUUCACAUAAUGAAAAUAAUUCAUAUCACAAUCGGAACCACAAUAGUUCACACAGCCAUGAUGAUCAUAAUCAAUCACACAAUAGACUUGUUUUGCAUAAUCAAUACGAGUGUCAACCAUUUAUUGUUGCUGUAUAUAGCGAAAAUUCGAAACCACAAAAUGUAAAUGAAUAUUUACAAGAUUUUGUCGAAGAAGCAAAUUCUUUAGUUCAAAAUUUUAUAAUCAUUGGUCAAAGAGUAUUGAAGGUAGAAAUUAUUGGAAUUUCUUGCGAUACACCUGCAAGAUCGUUUAUUAAAAAAUAUAAAAAUCAUGGUGGAUUUUAUGCUUGUGAGCGAUGUGAAAUAAGAAGUAAAACAAAGAAUAAAAGAAGAAUUUAUCCUAACAUGAAUUCCAAACAACGAACUGAAGACUCUUUCAGAAGACAACAACAAAAAGAACACCAUUUGGAAGGCAGAUCACCAUUGACUAUACCACAUUUCGACCUUGUCAGAAAAACACUCGAUUUAGAUGAAUUCAAUCACUGGAAAGCAACACAGUAUCGCCUCUUUUUACAUUAUUGUGGAGCCCUAGUGUCAGAAGCUCUGCCCAAAAAGAUGUAUCAACAUUUUCUUCUCCUGGUAGUUGCGUAUGACUUUGAAUUCACAAAAUUGUCUCUGUCCGAAUUUUCCGCAUUUCCUUUUGAAAACAAGCUUGGUAAAAUUAAACAAAAAAUUCGAGGAAAAAAGAAUCCAGUGGCACAGUUAGUUAGAAGAGAAUCCGAAGAAAGAUGCCCAAAAACGGUAUUAAAGAACGCUAUUCACAGAAAAAAAGUUGUCAUAGUUGAUCCUGAUGUUCCAUAUGAACGUGCAAUUGAUUUGAAGAGUAUCGUUCUACGUGGAGUAGAAAUAAAUACGUCAAAGCCGAAUAGCAUUGUACAAUUAGAUUCCAAUGAGAUGCUCAUAAUUACAAAAAUCAGAAGAGAAGGACAGAAUAUUUUUGUACAUGGUUAUGGAUUCAAAACAGUUACGGAUAUCUUCAAAUUCCCGUGUGAAUCGACAAAAGUGGGAAAUCAUGAAACUGAGUCGACUGUCUCGAAGGGAAAAAGUGACCUUUCUAGAAAAUAUUAA
Acromyrmex echinatior (Panamanian leafcutter ant) is the source of this 1281-nucleotide messenger RNA. RefSeq lists its product as uncharacterized. Lineage: Eukaryota; Metazoa; Arthropoda; Insecta; Hymenoptera; Formicidae. The record is from RefSeq and is a predicted model, not a curated record.